Trichoplax adhaerens is the source of this 2646-nucleotide messenger RNA. RefSeq lists its product as uncharacterized. Gene Ontology annotation, cellular component: nucleolus; intracellular anatomical structure. The annotation marks the transcript as partial. Gene Ontology annotation, molecular function: ATP binding; RNA binding. Gene Ontology annotation, biological process: maturation of SSU-rRNA from tricistronic rRNA transcript (SSU-rRNA, 5.8S rRNA, LSU-rRNA). The transcript has 29 exons. Lineage: Eukaryota; Metazoa; Placozoa; Uniplacotomia; Trichoplacea; Trichoplacidae. The record is from RefSeq and is a predicted model, not a curated record.
CGCCUUCAGUUACCAAUUCUUAGCCAAGAAGAUUCUAUUAUGGCGGCUAUUAAAGAGAAUCCAGUAACAAUUAUAUGUGGUGAGACUGGAUGCGGUAAGACAACUCAAGUCCCGCAAUUUUUAUAUGAAUAUGGUUUUACUUCCAUGAUGAUUGGUGUCACCGAACCGCGACGUGUUGCAGCUAUCAGUGUAUCUAAAAGAGUUGCUGAAGAAAUGUCAAUGGCAACAAGCCAAGUCUCUUAUCAGAUCCGUUACCAAGGGAAUGCAACAGAUGACACCAGAAUUAAAUUCAUGACCGAUGGUAUACUAUUAAAAGAAGUUGAGAAAGAUUUUCUUCUAAAGAAAUAUGCUGUCAUUGUUCUUGACGAAGCUCAUGAACGUAGUGUAUUUACUGACAUCCUUAUUGGUUUGCUAUCACGGAUAGUACCUCUUCGAAAUAAAAAAGGAAUACCUCUAAAACUAAUUAUCAUGUCAGCUACAUUAAGAGUAGCGGAUUUUAGCGAGAACAAAAGGCUCUUCCCCAUUCCACCUCCAGUGGUCAAGGUAGAAACGAGGCAAUAUCCUGUUUCGGUUCAUUUUAGUAAGAAGACGCCAGAGAAUUAUGUUGCAGAAGCAUAUAGAAAAGUAUGUAAAAUUCACCGACAAUUAAAAGAUGGUGGUAUACUAGUAUUUUUAACUGGUCAAGCGGAAAUAAGUGCAUUAUGUCGUAAAUUACGUCGAACCUUUCCUGAAUGCAGCAAAAUCAAUGAAACCGAUACAACAGGUAGUAUUUUAGUACUGACUUGUGCAAUUCCCGUGGUUAUUUGUUUACUGAAAAAUACCUCCCCUCCAAAAUUAGAAGAUCGAGACUGCGAGAUUGACUGUGUCGAUGAUUUAUAUGACAAUGGAUUGGCCAGUGAUGACGAUGAAAGCCAAUCAGACGAUGAUGUUCCACAAGCAAAUGAUUCAAAUCUUCCCUUGUAUGUUCUUCCCUUGUUCUCGUUACUUAGCGGAAAGAGACAAAGUUUGGUUUUCCAACCUCCUCCGGAAGGAACAAGACUAUGUGUUGUAGCUACGAAUAUCGCAGAAACAUCAAUUACAAUUCCAAAUAUUAAAUAUGUGGUCGAUUCUGGAAAGGUUAAAAGACGAUACUUCGAUAAAGUUACUGGAAUUUCAUCCUUUGUUGUUACCUGGACCUCGAAAGCAUCUGCAAACCAAAGAGCAGGUAGAGCAGGAAGAACUGAACCUGGACACUGUUAUAGACUAUACUCUUCGGCUAUAUUUAACAAUGAAUUCGACGACUUUUCGCCACCAGAAAUGAUUAGGAGACCAGUAGAUGACCUGGUUUUACAAAUGAAGGCUAUUGGAAUCCAGAAAGUAAUCAAUUUUCCUUUUCCUACCUGUCCUGAAAGAGAAGCUUUACAGGCUGCCGAGCAACUGUUAUUCAACCUGGGAUCUUUAGAAGACAAAAGCAAUAACACAAAAAAGAGCUAUUCAAUAACAAGCUUAGGCAAAGUUAUGUCUCAGUUCCCGGUAGCUCCGCGAUAUGCUAAAAUGUUGGUUAUUAGCGAACAAUAUGGUUGUUUGCCUUACGUAAUCACUCUUGUUGCAGCGUUAACCGUAAAGGACAUUUUUUUCGAUAUCGAUGAAAUAAGUCAAGAUUCUUCAAAACAGGUAAGUAACACUAAACUUCGAAUAAAGCAAACGAGAAAAGUAUGGGCUUCUGAGGGUGCAAAAUGUUUAUUGGGAGACUACAUGGUGUAUUUGCGUUCUGUUGGGGCUUCAGAAUAUGCUAAAAAUAGCAUUGAUUUUUGCGCAAAGACUGGACUCAGAUACAAAGCGAUGACAGAAAUACGAAAGCUUCGUGUACAACUAACUAAUACUGUAAAUGGCAUAAACUCGUCUUCUAAUGAAUGCGUUGAUCCAAAGAUGCCUCCUCCAACACAGAUACAGUGCAAUCUCAUUCGCCAGAUUAUCCUUGCUGGCAUGUGUAAUUACGUUGCAAGGAAGGUGCCAGCAGAGGGAAUCAAGGAUCCUAAAAUGAAAGAUGCUUAUCAAAGUUGUUUAACCAACGAUUGGGUAUAUAUACAUCCUACGUCAUCGUUAUCGAAUCAAUUGCCAGAGUUUGUAGUUUAUCAAGAAAUUUUGGAGACUAAAAGACUAUAUAUGAAAAACGUAUGUGCUGCACAGCCCGACUGGUUUCCUAAACUAUUGCCAAGCCUUUGUACAUUCUCAAAACCGUUAGAUGAUCCGCCUGUUCGAUAUGAUACAGAUAGUGGCAGGAUUAAAUGUCAUAUGUCGUGCACAUUCGGUCCUCAGGCAUGGCCAAUCCCACCAGCUGAAGUAGAUUAUCCAGAAUCAAUCGAAAAAUAUAAAUGGUUUGCUGUAUUCUUAUUGGAUGGGAAAAUAUUUCCAAAAUUGUCCGCAUAUUCAUCAAAGCUCCUGAGCUCUCCGAAAACAAUGGUAAAAAGUUGGGCAAAGCUGCAGCCACGAACUGAAUCAUUACUUCAAGCAUUAAUACAUGAGAAUAUAGCUACACGUGACUCUUUAGCAGAAAAGUGGAAAAUCAAACCAGACUAUCUAUUUGAUGUCUAUUCGAGAUGGUUACCGCAGUCUUAUCAUGAGGAAGUAAUAUCGAUGUGGCCGCCUGUUAAGACAGACGAAUGA